Molecule: messenger RNA, 5837 nt
Organism: Phascolarctos cinereus (koala)
Lineage: Eukaryota; Metazoa; Chordata; Mammalia; Diprotodontia; Phascolarctidae
Gene: ESYT2
Product: extended synaptotagmin 2
Biological process (GO): lipid transport
Cellular component (GO): endoplasmic reticulum membrane
Molecular function (GO): calcium ion binding; phosphatidylinositol binding; phosphatidylcholine binding
Source: RefSeq, a predicted model, not a curated record
GGAGAGGGGGCGGUCGUGGGCUUGAUCCUCUCGCCGCUGCUGCCGCCUCCUCUGCCGCCGCCCUCGGUGGAUCUUGGCGGGGCACGAUGAGCGACGCAGGGGACAGGGCUCCUGGAGUAGAUGCUGCCUCUCAGGCCGCGGGAGAACCCGGCCCCACGGCCGCCAAGGGUCCCGGCGGGGAAUCCCCGCCCGCGAUGCUGAGCGUGGACGUGCCGGGGCUGUGCGCGCAGUUCGCCCGCAGCUUCGUGUUGCUGUUCCCGGUAUACGUGCUGGGCUACCUGGGGCUGAGCUUCCUGUGGAUCCUGCUGGGGCUGCUGCUGCUCUUCUGGUGCCGGAGGAACAAGGGCCAUAAGACCUCCCGCUUCUACCGGGCGCUGGCCUUCCUGGAGAACGAGGAGCAGGCGGUGCGGCUCAGCAUCUGCACCUCUGACCUGCCCGCUUGGGUCCAUUUUCCUGACACUGAAAGAGCAGAAUGGCUAAAUAAGACUGUAAAGCACAUGUGGCCUUUUAUUUGCCAGUUUAUAGAGAAAUUGUUUCGAGAAACAAUAGAACCAGCUGUGCGGGGAGCAAAUGCUCACCUUAGUACCUUCAGUUUCACAAAGAUUGAUAUGGGUCAUCAGCCCCUGAGGAUUAAUGGUGUUAAAGUGUACACUGAAAAUGUGGACAAACGACAGAUUAUUUUGGACCUUCAGAUCAGUUUUGUGGGAAAUUGUGAGAUUGAUUUGGAGAUCAAGAGAUACUUCUGUAGAGCUGGAGUAAAAAGUAUACAGAUUCAUGGUACAAUGAGAGUCAUCUUAGAACCAUUGAUUGGGGACAUGCCAUUAGUUGGAGCUCUGUCCAUUUUCUUCCUCAGAAAACCUCUUUUGGAAAUUAAUUGGACAGGACUAACUAAUCUUCUGGAUAUUCCUGGACUAAAUGGCUUAUCAGAUACUAUCAUUCUGGAUAUAAUAUCCAAUUACUUGGUGCUUCCUAAUCGAAUCACAGUUCCUCUUGUCAGUGAAGUUCAGAUUGCUCAGUUGCGAUUCCCUAUACCAAAGGGUGUCUUAAGAAUACAUUUCAUCGAAGCUCAGGAUCUGCAGGGUAAAGAUACUUAUCUUAAGGGCCUUGUCAAGGGAAAAUCAGACCCCUAUGGAGUUAUUCGGGUCGGCAACCAAAUCUUUCAAAGCAAGGUCAUCAAAGAAAAUCUCAGCCCAAAGUGGAAUGAAGUUUAUGAGGCUUUAGUUUAUGAACAUCCUGGACAGGAGUUAGAAAUUGAGCUCUUUGAUGAAGACCCAGACAAGGAUGAUUUCCUUGGAAGUCUUAUGAUUGAUCUGAUCGAAGUUGAGAAGGAACGCCUCUUAGAUGAAUGGUUCACUCUGGAUGAGGUCCCUAAAGGAAAAUUGCAUUUGAAACUGGAGUGGCUCACGUUGAUGCCAAAUGUUUUGAAUCUUGAUAAGGUGCUAACAGGCAUUAAAGCUGACAAAAACCAAGCUAAUGAUGGCCUUUCUUCUGCAUUGCUUAUCUUAUAUUUGGAUUCAGCAAGAAAUCUUCCAUCCGGGAAGAAAAUAAACAGCAACCCUAACCCACUGGUCCAAAUAUCAGUUGGACACAAGGCCCAGGAGAGCAAGAUUCGAUAUAAGACCAACGAACCUGUCUGGGAAGAAAAUUUCACCUUUUUCAUUCACAAUCCCAAGCGUCAGGACCUUGAAGUUGAGGUCAAGGAUGAACAGCAUCAGUGUUCCUUGGGGAACCUGAAGAUUCCUCUUAGCCAGCUGCUGGCAAGUGAUGACUUGACUAUGAAUCAACGGUUCCAGCUCAGUAAUUCUGGUCCAAACAGCACUAUAAAAAUGAAGAUUGCCCUCAGGGUCCUAUAUCUUGAAAAACAAGAAAGGUCUCCAGAUCACCAACAUUCGGCCCAAGUAAAGAGACCUUCUGUUUCCAAGGAAGGGAGGAAAACAUCUGUCAAAUCUCACAUCACUGCACCUGUAGUUUCUGAUUCCAGCAAAAUGGUCUCAAUCCCAUCAAUACCUGACAGUAUAAGAAAGACUGAUAUGGAUGAAAAAGGUCAACCUCUUAACGCUAGUCCUCAGUGGCCAUCCGAUCUCAGCCAAAGUUCCUCCAGCCUCCACACCUCCAAUGUUACCUCUUCCCCAAGCCACCUUUCCAUCAAGGAGCCCACCCCCAGCAUAGCAUCAGACAUCUCACUGCCCAUUGCCACACAGGAACUUCGGCAAAGACUUCGACAGCUUGAAAAUGGAACAACAUUGGGGCAGUCUCCCUUGGGGCAGAUUCAGUUGACAAUACGUCACAGUUCACAAAGAAAUAAACUUAUUGUGGUUGUGCAUUCCUGUAGAAAUCUUAUUGCCUUUUCUGAGGAUGGCUCUGAUCCGUAUGUCCGAAUGUAUUUACUUCCAGACAAGAGAAGAUCAGGAAGAAGAAAAACACAUGUAUCAAAGAAAACAUUAAAUCCAGUCUUUGAUCAAAGCUUUGAUUUUAGUGUUUCAUUACCAGAAGUGCAAAGGAGAACCCUGGAUGUAGCUGUCAAGAACAGUGGUGGCUUCUUGUCCAAAGACAAAGGGCUUCUGGGUAAAUUGUUAGUAUCUCUGGCCUCUGAGGAUCUUGCCAAAGGCUGGACUCAGUGGUAUGACUUGACAGAAGAUGGUACAAGACCACAGGCUAUAAACUAGAUCUUCUUUCGACGUGAAGAAUUUCUACUUGCAUAUUGUACUUAGCCAUUCUUUAUAUACUUUAAAUGCAUCAUUUUCACAGAUGUUUCAAUAUUAUUUUUAUAGCUUUAUGUAUUUAGUUAUUACACACCCCAAAGGUUUUAUAAAUUUUAACACAUUGACAUUUUUUGCAGAUUUAGCCAGUUUUAUUGUUAAAUUUCAUAUUUUAAUUUACUCUAAUAUUUUGCCUAUUAUUAUAAUGUGCAAUAGAGUGGUAGAGUGACCUGUGUUAAAUGGAAACAUUUGUCAUUUGUGUCUUUUAGAAAAUGAAUAUAUGAUAUGCUUUAUUCCUGCCUUGUUUUGUAUAUCACCAAGGCAUACUAUGCCAUGUAAAUAGGCUAUUUUUUAUAAUCUCUUCAUGCUGGUUUGAAGUCAGAUGAAAAUGGAUCAAGGGAAUAUAUAUAUAUUUUCUUCAAGUUCAUAUUUAUGACAAAUAAUCCUUUUAUUUGGCCUUUGCAGCAAAAUGGUCUCAGUCACUUAUUUUGUGGGGUUUCUUUUUAAAAAAGAAAAAAAAUGAAGACUAUUAAAAUUACUGUUUUUCUUGUCCAUCGUGGCUUUGUCAGAGUGUACAAAAUAUUAACAUUUUUACGUUAAGUUCUAUUAUUGAAAAGUCACGAUAAUGACUCCUCUAAGAAAAGUGUUUUUAGUACAAAGAAAUAUAAUAGUAUUAUAUUUGAAGAGAUGGUUGUCAUGCUCCACAAAUCAUAGAGUGCAGAUCUAGGCUUUCUUAUGUAGAAAUGAAGACAUUUGAAUUUAUUUUUAAUUGCCUGUUUAUUGUAACUUAUUCAUGUAAUCUAAAACUUAGGUAUAUAUUAUCUGUUUCCUAAAAGAUGAGUAAAGCAAUUUUCCAUAUUAAAAAUUAAGAUGUCAAAAAUAAAUACUCAUAAAUCAUGUUAAUUUUCAUUGUUUUAACAGCCUAUUAAAAAGAGAUUUGUAAACUUGGCAAUGAAAAGCUGAGAAUGUAUAUUAUGAAAUGUUGAAUUCAAACCUGAUCUUUCUCUUGACCCCACUUCAGUGAAGUGAAAAAUGUGCUUUUAAUGAUAGUUCAUCCUGAGUUUAUACCAUGUAUCAGACAUUAUCACCAUUAAACUGAGACAUUAUUACAUUCUGCUGCUAUGUAGAAGUUACUGGUAUGACCAAAGGGGAUUUAACGUAGCUGCAGGGUUGUGACUAACAGCAGCUAUUGGCUAUAACCCAAAAUUUUAUUGGUUUCAUUAGUUUGGUUAUGAACGUUGUUGUAUACAAAAUUUAGAAUCCUCUUUUAAAGACUUUGAAAGCAUAUUUCACACACAGGAGCCUGCUUAGGUGUGGAGGGAUAUGCUAUAUACUUCAUAUAUAAAAAGUAUGCACCUAGUUUAAAAACAAAAUUUUUUAGUCAAGCGACACAAAUGACUUCAUUACCUAUGAGAAUAAGUUAAGGUUAUGUAAUAAAUUCUUUUAAAAACAGCUUUAUAAUGAACUCAGCUCAAGUUUCUUCAAACUCAACAACUUAUGACAGCUCACAUGACCAAACGUACCAAAGUGCCUGUUGUGGAUAUUAGAUUCCAGAACCUUCUAAUUUAACGUCACUUUUAGUUGAUAAUACUUUGAUUCCUGAGGUCUACUUAUACUGGGAGUAAGUAUCUUCACUACUCAUUUUCAUUCUGGUAAAAAUGAUAGUGCCACAGUGAAGUGAAAUAAUUGUGUUAUCUUUAAAUGAAAUUUCACUGGAAGACCUCAUCAUUAACAGGCUCCAAUGUGGAUAUGUGUCGUGUUGGUGACCAUUCCAGAAGAAAGUGUGUUUAUAUAUUCCGUAUAUAUACAUAUAUGUGUAUAUGUGUGUGUAUAUAUAUAAUAUAUAUCUCACAGUCCUAUAGCAUGAGAAAGAUCUAUAUAUUAACCUGUUAAAAUCUAGUUGUCUAUCCAUGAUUUACUGAACACCACCUUUUUACAGUGAGUUCUAUUGCUGGGCCUCUGGCACAGCCUGAAAAUGCAACGCUUUUUACAUCACAGUCAUCUGGAUUAAAGUUCUGGAACAAAAGAAUUUUUCAUAUAGUUAUUUGCUUCUUUACCUAAAAGAAUAUAUAUAUGUGUGUAUACAUAUACAUAUGUAUACAUACACAUACAUAUAUAUAUAUCUUUUUGGGACUAAUGCUUCAUUAGAUUAUUUAGGACAGUAUAAAUGCAACUAGAGGGGGAGAAAAAUAUCAAGAGAAAGAAACAAAAGACAAAGGUAAAGUAGUUGGCAGUGUUAUAUUUAGUAGCCUAGGCCCAGAGCUCAAUUUUGUGAGGCACAGUUCCUAUUUCUGUUAGUUAAGUACCCCAGGGUUGCUAUCCCCAAGGAGUUUGACUCCCGAAUGGUUUGAAAGUUGACCCUUUAUCUGUAGAGUAUGAGAAUUCCAGUACCUGUCCUUAGUUUUUUAAAAGAAAAGACGACAGCUUAAGGUGGAUGUUAUAGCAUCAUAAAAACAAUGGUAAGAUUAGGAACAAAAGCGGGGUGGAUCUAGUAUGAAAUACUUGAAAGAUUAGAUUAUGGGAUGAUCAUGAAGCCUAGAUUGUUAGAACUAUAUUCUUAAUAGUGGAAAAAUUCAGUUUGUAUUGAUUUUUAAUUUUUGAUACAUGUGUUAAGUAGAGGACUUAACACUUUUCAUUUUGAGCCAAACAGGAAAAAAAAAUCUACUUAAAUGAGUUUCAAACAGCAAUUCUGGUUGGUUUGUACAUGUAGAUUGUAUAUCCUGUGCCUUAAAGUAUAAAGUGCAAAAGUAUUGUUGUUUUCAGUGUUUAAAAAAAAUUAAAGGAAAAAAAUUCUUUUUUGCUGUACAUAUCAACAUUUAUAUUUUAUGCUAUGAAAAUUUGUACAAAAUUCUCUUGCUUUGGUGAGAAGGGCUUUAAAAAAUAAAUUUUAAAAAAAAUCAGUGAAAAUGUACACCAAACGUGAUUCAGUAUGGGUAGCACUUGUAAUUUGGACUAAAUAAAGUUGUUCUUUUUGUCACAAUUCCUUCUAUUUCAGAGUUGCAGGAAUCUGUAAAAUUGGAAAUCAGUGAAGAGGGAAUUUUUUUAAUUAUAGGUUAUCCUUUUUUGCUUAAGUAAUUUACAUGCUUAAGUAAAAUACAUGCAUGUAUUUAUUCAAUAAAUGAUUCAUAUGGUGGAUGG